AUGGUACACCUGCCUUUAUCGAGAAGUCGCUCCGGGCGGCGCGCGGUGCCAGACCUGAGCCGGUACCAGCAGUUCUACGAGGCUGAUGCCGCUGAUGGGUAUUCAACAGGCAGCGGCUUGUCGUCUGCGGCGGCGUCGGUUGCGUCACUCCGAAGACCAGGGGUUGGGAUGGGGCGGACUCAGUCACUGACUGGGUACGGGCGGACGCGGUCGCUAGGAGCUGCUCGGCCCAGCUACCUCGGUGCGCCUCCGCGGACUUACAGUAUGAGCUCGCAACGACGCGCGAAUUCGCUACGCAGCAACAACGGCUUUGGCCCUCCUGCUGUCGCAGCUGGCAAUACGAUAACGGUGAAGACGACGGAAACGAAGGACCUCCAGGGCCGUACACGGACCGUGACUCGCCAGACGGUGAAGCACAUCAAUGGCGUACGCUAUGUGGAGACCACUACUACAAUGACAAUGCCGGAUGGAGAAUACCCCGAUGACUUCUACGGGUUUGAGGGAGACUUCACCGCGAAGCAAACAUCUUCGGGCCACGUGUAUCAGAAUGCUCGCGGUGCUCCAGAUAUCUCAGACAUCGCCGAAGAAGAAAGCCUCGAAGAAUACCUGGAUGCGCGGGACACCGCGCCAGCGUUACGUAUUCAGCUAAGGGCGCCACCACGUGUGCAGCAACAGCGGCAGCUUCAACGCCAACGCCGACUGUCUGACACGAAUUUUCCGGCCCGGAGAAGUGCGAAGUCAUCACCAGCUCGCCAAUCGAGCGAGGAGCCGCCUGCCACCACCAAGCCUCAUCGAAUACGUUUCGAUGAGACUCCCCAGAUCGUCGGGAUAGACCCGCCUACACAGAAGAAAGCGCCAAAGAAACAAAUGACAGAACAAGAGAUGUAUAUGCAUGCUCUUGAUGCCGCGCGCAAGAAGGUGUAUGGUGAAAUCAGUCAACCUGCGCUGGAGGCAAAACAGCCCCAUCGUAGUACCAUGUCUAAACGCAUGACACUGCGGGAUGAGGCAACGCUUGCCGCUAACACACCACCUGAGCGUUCGCGGCCAGCGAAGAGAGAGGUUCGCAAGAAAGAAGGACAUUCACAUCAUAACUUCCUCUCCGUUUUACGCCGCGACUCCUCUCCCAAACGACACGCAGUACAGCCAAGUGAGCGGGUCCAUAAUAAGGAAAAGACGCUCGAAAUGACACCGGAUUCCAGCUCCGCCAGCAGCUACGAGGAAGCAAGGUUCGAACACUCCGAUGAGAUGUAUAAUAAGGCUCUUGAAGUUGCCAAAAAGAAGUAUCAUCUAACGCAAGAAAACAGCACGAGGGAUAAUGGUACUACGGAGUGCCCACGCACUCCAAUGACAUCGCUGAUGUCGACAAACGUUUCUUCAGAUACUGCAGAGAGCACACUGCUGGGUACACCAGUUUAUUCAUCUAAUGCGCCUUUCGAUAGGUCUCCACAACCCUCUUCCGGCUGUGAAACAGGAAAUACCACGCCGAAGUCAAUCCCACGGCGUCCCAGUUUCCUUGAUAAAUUGGUGCGGUUUAGCCAGGAGAAAUAUGGCUACCGCCCUCGCCGGUCAAUAAGUUCCCAAGGGCACAAGGCCGAGCAUGAGCACGUCUUCACUGAUGACAUCCCGCCCUUGCCGGACAUCCCCCUUGUCGAUCCUAUGCAGGUCAAACCAAAGGAUGUGCCUCUGCCGACAGUCGAGCCGGCCUUAGGGCCCACAGAUGUCAGUCCGGCACGGGUGGCCGACCCAGAGUCCAAUAUAGAGACGCCUCGGACGCUGGCGCCGGCUCGCAGUUCGAUUAGUAGUUCACCCCGGAGGUCUUCGCCGCCACAGGCGUUCCAAGAGCUGGUCCCGCUUCAAAGCACGCAGUCAGAAACCACCGGCGACCUAGCGGACGCGCUAGCACUUGGAGACAAUUCCCUGGACCUCCUGCCGGGCCGUGUGAGUGAGAUUUCGCCCAAAACAUCCUUCGAGCACUUCGUGCUGGCCCCAGAGGUCCCGGAAACAGAUGAAAAGCCCGCAGCAGCGCCCGCAGUCGCUGCAGAGGCCCCGCUCAGCAACCCGCCGAGCGUGGUGGUCGUCCCCAGCGCCACUUCAAGUGUCCCGGCCGCGCAGGGCGCCGCGCCAGGCGUAGCGGUCACCGAGGGCCCCAGCCUGGGCGGGCCGGCCGCGCCGGUCCGCGCGCUGCACGCCACCAAGACCGCGGCCGCCCCGGCCAAGAAACGCAGCUUCUUCCACAAAUUGUUUAAGAAGUACUGA
Eremothecium gossypii ATCC 10895 is the source of this 2256-nucleotide messenger RNA. It is a transcript of the gene MSC3, whose product is annotated as Msc3p. The coding region runs from base 1 to 2256 and encodes 751 amino acids. The record is from RefSeq and is marked provisional. NCBI's taxonomy places the organism in Eukaryota, Fungi, Ascomycota, Saccharomycetes, Saccharomycetales, Saccharomycetaceae. The transcript has a single exon.